Molecule: messenger RNA, 1354 nt
Organism: Cannabis sativa
Lineage: Eukaryota; Viridiplantae; Streptophyta; Magnoliopsida; Rosales; Cannabaceae
Product: large ribosomal subunit protein eL33w
Exons: 4
Coding region: 125-463 (112 amino acids)
Biological process (GO): ribosomal large subunit biogenesis; cytoplasmic translation
Cellular component (GO): ribosome; cytosolic large ribosomal subunit
Molecular function (GO): structural constituent of ribosome
Source: RefSeq, a predicted model, not a curated record
CGACGUCAACCUUAAAUCUCAAACCACAGUACAGGGGUAUAUAUAUUCCUCAUCCAACGAUAGGGCUAGGGUUUCCGACUUUCCAUCUUCAUUCACCAGAUUUCAGAACAAGCUUCGAUCGAAAAUGGUGAAGGGUCGCCAAGGAGAGCGCGUCAGGCUUUAUGUGCGAGGCACAGUUCUUGGAUACAAAAGGUCGAAGUCGAAUCAGUACCCAAACACUUCUCUGGUUCAGAUCGAGGGCGUGAACACGAAGGAGGAAGUAUCAUGGUACGCCGGGAAGAGAAUGGCUUACAUUUACAAGGCCAAGGUGAAGAAGGACGGUAGCCAUUACCGUUGUAUUUGGGGAAAGGUUAUUAGACCUCACGGUAACAGUGGUGUCGUUCGUGCUAAGUUCACUUCUAACCUUCCUCCCAAAUCCAUGGGUGCUAGGGUCAGAGUGUUCAUGUAUCCCAGCAACAUAUGAGGUACUUUUAUUUCAAUUGCUUGAAAUGGAUUUCAAUAUGUGUUUGAACUUGUCUUAUAGAUUCUGGUUUUGUAUAUGUGAAAGUGGCUCACAAGUUUUCUUUUUGGCUUAUUAAAUUUGUGGUUUUAUUUAAGUUUUUGUGAUUGUGUUUUAUGAUAUGACAUUAUGGUUUCUUCUAGCUAUGAAACCUAUUCAAUUUUCAGAAAUUAAAGUCAAUGAGCUAUAUAUUAUUUUCUUAGGUUGCUGAAAUAAAAGACUGAUUGUUGUGACUUUGUUACAAAUCAUUUUAAGACAACGUAUUAAGUUCAUGUUUGCUUUUCCACAGUUUUUAACUCAAUCACUAACCUAAAGCUAGAAUUUUAUCACAUAGGAUUUGCAUAAGAAUUAAUCUAUAUUGUGGGAGUGUUAAAUUUCUUUAAGUAUUGAUCAUGAUACAUUGAUUUAUAAUGUUUGGCUGUGAAAUAGCUGACGGAGUUGCUAUGAAGUUAUGUUUAUUCAUAGUUUGUGCACUGAAAUUUUGCUUAUUUUUAUCUGCAAAGCAUUGAUGAGUUGAUACUAGGAGUAUGCUUUGAUCUUGGUGAUUGUUAACUUGUUAAAAUUGUAUUUGAUUUUGGCAUUUCAUUUGUUGAUCUGAUGUUAAAAUUGUACUUUUGUUGGUUUGGCUUUUGUAGGUGUUUUUUCAUUUAGAUGAUAGAGUGGAGUACUGCAAGGAAAGACAAACGAGUUUUGGAUUUAUUUUUGUUUAGACUUAAUAUUUCAGAUCUAUACUCAGCAAGAACGCUAGCUACUUAUUGUGCCUUUGUUUUUGUGUUGGUAUUGAUUUCAGAUACCUUGAUACAAUUUUUUGUUGCCAGUUUUGAAAGACCUCAAUAUGCUUCCCUUCCCUUUAAA